ACAAGAGGUCCAAGAGCGUCCUGAUGGUUGCGACCAUUGUGUGUUGUGUAGAACGUACAUGUUGGACUACGUGUUCCUACAUGUUGGCCGCUACAAGAUCCGGCAAGCCUCAGUCAGUCGGUCCGAUAGCCUGCACCAAGAAGGAUCUCCCACCGGUAUCUCCUACUUACUGAACUUAUUCCGGAUCCUCCAUCCCUAAAAACAAAAUGGCCGCCAGACUUACCGUCAAUUCCGUUCUUAAAUCAGGCACCAUGCAGAUGCCUGUCAUCGGUUUGGGCACACUGCAAGUUAUGGUAGACUAUCCAGACGGACCCACUUCGCCCACCAAGUCCUCUAAAGUAGAGGCCGUCGUCGCUAAGGCACGCGCGUCUGGACUUCCCCCUCCCAAGUACAAUUUGACCUCUUUAUCGCAAGAGAAGGGGUUGCCGAGGAAGGAGACUAUCCUCCGGGGCCUGGAGAUCGGCUACAGACACCUGGACAGUGCCUACGCCUACGAAAAUGAAGAGGCUAUUGGUCAGGCUAUCAGGGAGUGGAUGGACAUUGGAGGACUGAAAAGGGAAGACUUCUUCAUAACUACCAAGCUGCCCAACAUCGCCAUGCGCCAGGAACUGGUAGAUGAAUACUUGCAAAGAUCUUUGAAAAAUCUGCAGCUAGACUACGUAGACCUUUACCUAAUCCAGAAUCCUGUUGGGUACAAACCUGGAGACGUGCUCUAUCCCCGCGACAAGGACGGUAGCAUCGAACUAGACUUCCAGACUGAUCAUGUUAAAAUCUGGCAGGCAAUGGAGAAGCAAGUGGACAAAGGCUGUGCAAAGCACAUUGGCUUGUCCAACUUCUCUCUCCGUCAAGUAGACCGUUUGAUGGAGAAAGCAUCAAUCCCGCCUGCCAACAUCCAGGCGGAAUGUCACCUUUACUUCCAACAGCAGGAGUUGCGCCAGUGGGCAAAGGAUAAUAGUGUCGUCUUCACGGCCUACGCCGCCCUGGGGUCUCCAGCCAUGAUGAAUUUCUUCAGAGAGGCCAGGAAGAAUAGCGAAAUCAGGAUGAAGUCUCCUCUGGAUGACCCCUUGGUAGACCGCUUGUCGCGGGUCCACAAGAAGACCAGGGCCCAGAUAUUGCUCAGACAUCUUCUGCAGCUCGGGGUUGUGGUCAUCCCCAAAAGCAGCACCACUGAACACAUGGUGGAGAACAUCAACGUGUUCGACUUCGAGCUCAGCAGCCAAGAGAUGGCCGAACUGAACGCCCUGGAUCAGGGCGAACAUGGAAGAAAGUUCAGUUUGGUCGGAUUCUUCAAGGGAUACGAAAAACAUCCUGAAAACCCUUACCCGCUGGAUGAUUAGGCAUUAUGUGCAUGGCCCAACAUUGUUUUAACUUAGUUUUAACCUUCAUCUGUUUUAAAUACGCGUUGUUAUGUGCGAAUUUUACCUUGCUUUUAAGAUAUGAGUUUGUUCGACGCAUGAGAUGAAUUACAUCAUUAAUAAAUGAGGUUUUAAUAA
This is a messenger RNA of Homalodisca vitripennis (glassy-winged sharpshooter), 1493 nucleotides long. RefSeq names its product dihydrodiol dehydrogenase 3-like. The transcript has 8 exons. Lineage: Eukaryota; Metazoa; Arthropoda; Insecta; Hemiptera; Cicadellidae. Gene Ontology annotation, cellular component: cytosol. The record is from RefSeq and is a predicted model, not a curated record. Gene Ontology annotation, molecular function: aldose reductase (NADPH) activity. The coding region runs from base 207 to 1337 and encodes 376 amino acids.